CCUUGUCGCCACCUAUUCCUACAUGUCCAGCCGACCACGCUAACCCAUUUGCCUUGUGCGAUGGUUCCUGAACCAUGGCACACGGUCGCCAUGGCUCUCACUGGUAUAAAGCGACCUCGUUCGCCCUCCUCUUCCUCCUCACCAGUCCCCUGUUGUUCCACGUGAAGGAAAGACAACAGCUUAAGUACAUCCAGCCAAGAUGGUCUACAACGGGUCAUCGUCAAUGUCCAGCCGGAAGAUCCUGGUAGCUUCCGUGGCUCUGCUCAGCAGCGUCGUUGCGUCGCCUCUCAGUGGCCAACGUCCUGCCGGCGGAGUCUACAAGCGUAGCACACAUUCUUACUCCAGACCGCCUCCUCUGGUUGGAUCAUGGUCUUCCUCAGGUCCGAUUCGCCGCCAGGCUGAAGAUAUCUGUGAGACCGAGGCCUGCAAGUCCUUUGCGGACUCAGUCAUUGCUGGUCGUGCGUCCAAUUACACAGAUCUCGAUCCGUGUGACGACUUUGCCACUUACACCUGUGCUGGGUGGUGGGCGAGUCACGAUUUCAGAGCCGACCAAUCAAACAUUGGUGUGCUAUCUGUGAUGUCCGACGUCAACACAGCGCUGAUGAGGUCAAUCCUGGAGUCACCUUACCCAUCCAACACUACUAUCAACAGCACCUACUCCACAGGCGAUGCCAAGAGCCUAGAUGAGCAAAAUUUCGAAAAGAUGAUUGCCGCCUACGACUCGUGCAUGGAUACAGAUGCUGUUAAUAAAGCCGGUGCCAAGCCCCUUCAGGAUAUCCUGAGUGCUUUCGAUGCGCUCGCCUCCGGGAACGGAACAGACCUCACCGAGAAACUCAUUUGGGUUCAGCGUUAUGGUGGAGCGGGGAUUGUUCAGGCCACUACUACGGCAGACGACAAGAACCCCAACAUUACUACUGUUGCUUUGACUAGUGGGCUGCUUGGACUCGACGCCAAGGAGUACUAUACCGACAACGAGGCCAUCGCCAACUACACGACGGCCAUCGUGGGAAUGUUUGAUAACUUGUACGGCGAUGAUAAGCACGACGCGAACGAGAAGAUUGCCGCCGAGAUUGUAACUUUCGAGAAAGCUCUCGCUAACGCUUCUCCUGAUGCUUCUCAGGCAGGCGACGUUGAGUACUACUACAACCCAACCCCCAUCGCCGAGGCCGACGAUCUGCUACCUGAGAUCUCGUUCUCUCAGUUGAUCAAAGCUUUCGCUCCCAGUAAUUACACCGUUGGCGAUGUUAUUGUGUACACACCCGACUAUUUCCCGGCUGUAUCAUCGAUUCUCAAGAACACCACGACUGAAGCCGUCAAUGCUUAUUUAGACUGGGUUUUGAUCCAGACGUGGGCGACGCGUCUCUCCAACAAUGUCAGCGCUCCGUACCGACGCCUUCAGAAUGAACUGCAAGGCAAAGACCCUGAAGCCACCGCAGAGCGUUGGAGGACGUGCUUCAGUGAUGUGGACGUCAACUUGCCAUGGAUCGAGAGCGCGUUCUUUGUCCGCGAAGCUUUCAGCCCAGAGGCCAAGACCUUUGGUGAGCGCAUUAUCACGGAUGUCGAAGAUGUGUUCAAGGCUAAGCUAAAGACGUACGAGUGGAUGAGCGAUGAGGUUAAGGAGCUGGCUAUCGAGAAGAUUCUCAACAUGGUUGAGAAGAUUGGGUACCCCGACAUCUCUCCCAACGUGCAGGACCCCAAAGCACUUGCUGACUUCUACGCGAAAUUGAACGUGACGGACUCGUUCUUCGAGAAUGGUCUCGCCUUCAGUAACUUCACCCUUGCCGGCACUUGGGGCGACCUGAACCACCCUACUGAUAAGAACCGCUGGUUUAUGACCGCGCCUACUGUUAACGCUUACUUCAACCCGCCAUCCAACGAGAUCGCUUUCCCUGCCGGUAUUAUGCAGCAGCCUUUGUUCAACCUUGAUCUUCCGGAGUACGUCUCUUACGGAGCCUUUGGAGCUGUCGCUGGGCACGAACUCACGCACGCAUUCGAUUCCUCGGGAUCGCAUUACGACGAAAAUGGCGCAUACAGAGAUUGGUGGGACAAUGCCACACUCGCGGCAUUUGAGAACAAGACGCAAUGCUUCAUUAACCAGUUUUCCGAGUACAGCAUCACAACACCCGCUGGCGAGCAGCUUCACAUCAAUGGAGAGCUUACCCAGGGUGAGAACGUUGCCGACACUGGUGGUCUCUCAGCCGCUUUUGCUGCUUGGCAGAAAAGGAACGAAGCGGAGCCCAACCAGCUCCUUCCUGGUCUCGAGGAGUACACUCGUGAGCAGCUAUUCUACCUCUCCUAUGGAGGUGUCUGGUGUGGCGAGAGGCGACCGGCCGAGGCUGUGCGUAGAAUUUAUUCCGACCCGCACUCUCCGCCCAAUGUUCGCAUUCUGGGUACGGUCGCCAACCAGAGAGGCUUCAAGGAGGCCUUUAAGUGCGCGAACAAGGAGCCCGUUUGUGAGCUGUGGUAAACGGCUUGAGGGUCAGAUACCCGAGAAGGGAGAC
Paraphaeosphaeria sporulosa is the source of this 2501-nucleotide messenger RNA. Its product is annotated as endothelin-converting enzyme. Lineage: Eukaryota; Fungi; Ascomycota; Dothideomycetes; Pleosporales; Didymosphaeriaceae. Gene Ontology annotation, biological process: protein processing. The coding region runs from base 200 to 2467 and encodes 755 amino acids. Gene Ontology annotation, cellular component: plasma membrane. The transcript has 3 exons. The record is from RefSeq and is a predicted model, not a curated record. Gene Ontology annotation, molecular function: metalloendopeptidase activity.